Molecule: messenger RNA, 7697 nt
Organism: Ceutorhynchus assimilis (cabbage seed weevil)
Lineage: Eukaryota; Metazoa; Arthropoda; Insecta; Coleoptera; Curculionidae
Source: the annotation of a GenBank genome assembly
UGAUUCUCCAGUUCCUUACAAUACAACAAUCCUUCUAAUCAAGAGCAAAAUCAAAUAAUAAAAUGCAACAUUUCAAAUAAAGUUAACACUAAGAUUGAGAGGAAUGUAUCCUAACAUUCCCUAAAGUACAUAAUAAAUUCGAUUUUUCUCGAUUCUAAAUAUUAUGGCUGGUGGUACUGGCAGCAACAAUGUUGAAAUUGAAUGGCUAAGGAGUUUGGGAGAUGCACAAGAGUUUGGGGCCACACUUUCAACGGUCCCUGAAAACCAACCAGGGCAUUUUGACGAAAUUGAAAGGCCGCCCGUUAGCAGCAGCACCCUGAAGAGGAACACAAAAAUGGAGUUAUCCAAAAGUGACCUGUUGAAGCUUGUUACAUGUUUUGAGGGCGAAAUUCAAGCACGUGAUAUUGUUAUUGCAGCAUUAAAGUCUGAAAAACUAAAGCAAGUAGCUAGCUUAGGAAGAUAUAGACCAGCAGUUAUGACCGAUCCGUAUACAGCAUUACUGCGGGAUAGUCUUUCAGAUAGCCCCAACUCAAAACCACCUGUAAGUGAAAAAGAUAUGCAAGCAGCUGCAGAAUAUCAACUUCAAGUUCUGGAACAAUUUGUUAUGCAGCAGCGAUGGGCUCAUCAACAUAUGAUUAAUAUUUUGAAAGAGGCUGAAAUUAAACAUAAAAAGGUAAUACAAGAUUUAGAAGAAGAAAAAUGUAAGCAUGAACAUGAUACAGCUCAAGGAGAUGAUAUCACAUAUGGGCUUGAGAUGGAGAGAACUAGAUUAAGGCAAGAACUAGAAAUGGAAAGAAACGCACGGAAAAAGCUUGAAAAAGAAGUUAAAAGACAAAUUGAGAUAGCAGAUGAAGAAAGAGCGCGACAAAAGCAAAUUGUUCUAUUACUUUUAGCAGAGAGAAAAAAAAUUAUAGUAAAAUACAUCGAAGAAAGAAAAAGAAGUGAAGAUUUAGCACAAAUUUUAUCAGAAGAAAAAUCAAGAAUUGAUACAAUGGCUGAAGGAUUAGAAGAAGAGAGCAAAAAAUCGUUGCAAAUGGAAGCCGAAAUUGAAAAACAAGCCCAUGAAUUUGAAAUGGAAAGAAAAAAUUUUAAAUCUCAAAUUGCAGCUUGGGAUCAAAGAAUGUUAGAAGCAGAGAGGGAAAGAAAUAGGUUAAAAGCAGAAUGUGAUGCAUUAAGACUAAAACUCCAACUAUCUGAUAGUGGCUCUGCCAUUAUUAGUAGUGUUGCUAAAGUAGUGCAGCCUACUGCUACUGUAUCAAGCGUUCCUGUCUCUGGACCAACUACUGGAAUUGCACAGUCUGUAACACCUGGACAGGUACUUAGACAAACUGCUAUUGCAGCGUCAUCAGUUGCCAGUAAGAUGGUUGCUGGCAGUUCAGGAGUAAGUGACUCUUCUACAAUUAGAGCAGUUCCGAAAGCUUCCUAUCAUUCGCAUCUGCAACAGCAAUCAACAGCACCACAAACUCCUCCUAAGAAAGGUGCAGCUGCAAGAGGCGUACCCCCACCAAUUCCUCCAAACAAACCGGUGAUUCCUAGUAAAUCAUCUGCUUCCCGGAGGCCUGAUAGUGGAGAAUCGGAGAAAAAAAAACCAAACGUCUGCCCUAAAGAGAUAGAACAACAAACGCCUCAGCAACAAGGAGGGCGAACUGGCCAAGGCAUAGAGUUGCUCGGUCAGGAAUUGGCCGAUUUUCAACAAAUGUUUGUGACUAUGGCAACUAGUAAUACUACUUAAAAUUAUCUCUCUUAGGAAAUAUAAUAAGUUGUUUGUGUUGUAGACUUUUGAGGCUGGUAAAGUUUCUAAAAGGUUGAAUCAGCCAUCAAAGUCCACAUCUUGUGAUAAUUACUAACUUAGAAAUUAAUACUCAUUAAUUUUAAUAUUUAGAAAAACUUGGCAAUUUUCUUCUACAGAGGUAAGUACGUUAAGUUUUUUAUUUUUAACCAUAUACAGUGUGUCCACUUAAGUUCGCAGUAUAUGGGAAACUUUUUUAUUAUCAAUUUUACGAAAAAAAGUUACUCUCUAUAAAAGUUUCUGCUUCUUGGAAAAAUAAUAUUAAACUACUGAAACUUGAAAUAGCAUGUACAGGGUGGUCAAAAAAUAGAAAAAUAUACAGGGUGUUUCCCAAGGCCGGUUUGUAACAUCAGGAUGUCAUUUCUUACAAUAUUUUUAGAAAAAAAGUUUCCAUAAACAUGUGUCCGGAAAUGCGUAGUUUCUGAGAUACAGGGUGUCACAGUUCUAGAAAAAAUCGUUUUUGUAGCUCAAAAUCAAUUUUCCAAUUUUUUUUUUUCAAAUUUGGCAGGUCUGUGAGAAUAAAAGGUAUCUUUUGACUGUAAUAUAACUUGCUGAAUCUGAAAAAAAUAUCAAAGGUUUUAAAAAAAUAGUGACGUGCCAUUUUUUUUCUACUUUUACCGUUUUUUACCAAAAAAUUUUGUAUAUUUUUCUAUUUUUUGACCACCCUGUACAAGCUAUUCCAAGUUUUAAUAGUUUAAUACUAUUUUUUCAAGAAGCAGAAACUUUUAUAAAGAAUAACUUUUUUCCGUAAAAUUGAUAAUAAAAAAGUUUCCCGUAUGCUGCGAACUUAAGUGGACACACUGUAUAAAAUGUUGACAUUACUGACUUUUUAAAAAUUUGAAAAUGUCACAUUUCUGUCUUUUCAUUUUCCUGCUUCAUGUCUCGUCCUAGGACGGAAUAUGGAGCAGGAAAAUAUUUCACGUUCUCAUUUCUCUACCUCAUUUGGUUGUCACGAAUUUGUUUUUCAAGAAAUUGUGGUUAAAAAUAAAAUAGUAUAAAAACCUCGACGGGAAACUUCAUUGCUGUCUCGAGCUAUAAUAAUAUAUCCUCUUGACCAGGAAUGAAGCAUUUCCCGCCUCGGAUUGUAAUAUACUAUUGGUAUUUAUUGGGUAAGGCAAAAAUAAUUUUUAGAAAAAGUCAUAAUAGAUGAUUUUGCUUAUUGGCACUGUUCAUAACCAGGGUGUUCAUCAAAAACUUUUAUCUUAUCCGUGUCGUUUAAGAGCAUUGUAUACAGGGUGGCAAAAAAUGAUACAAUUAAAAUGUUAACUUAACAUUUAAAAAUACUUUUAGCCUAUAAAGUAAUGGCUCUUAUUAAAAUUUUAUUGGUCUAUGAAAUAAACUGUUAAUAUGUUAUUUAUUUUUGAUAUUAACCCUAUUGUUGGUCUAUCAGGUGUUGAUAAUUUAAAAAAAAAAAAUAUUAUUUGAAGGUUUCUGUUUUGGAGGCUAGUAAAUUUUUAAUUUGGGACAUUAUUUUAUUGGCUGACUGUACCUAUUAUUAUAUACAUACAUAAAUAACGUUUUAUGUAAGCUUUUUUUUUUCUUUUUUUGAAUAGGCUUGUAAAUUUUUUGCUUACUCCAGUAGUGACAACCUAAUCUUGGACUUGCAGCUUUUUCAACUAGAAGUAAGAUAAUAAUUGAAAAUUUCACCCCCAAUGAAAGGUUUCUAGAAUCAAUGAGGCAAGUAAAGUACGUGUUUCUUUGAGGGAAUAUUUCCAAGAUCAUCCAGUGAACAAAACCUGGAAUCCGAGUAAUUUAAUUAUAUCGAUAAUAAUUAUCGAUGAAUUAACGCCGACAAUAAAAAUCUAGUGUACCGUAACAGUUUCUUCAAAAUUUUACUUACAAAAGUAUAAAAACCACCAAUUUAAAAAGUGACUUAACUGUGUGAUCAAUUCAAAAACUUUCCUUCUUUUUUUUCGUUAGUAGUAGCUAAAACUAGAAUUAGAAUCUGCUUGUACCAUUCCUCAUACAUAAUCCUCUCCUUUUCAUAAUGACGCGCUGCUUUUAUUACAUUUUAUGUUAUUUUUAUAGUCUCUCACAACUGGAAUUUUUAAAAAUAUUCGUCUUCCUUGGAAAAAUUCGCAAACUUUCUUCCACAUCUCCAUGAUUCAAAUUCAAAUAGAGGACGCUAGACCAAACCCAAUAAUAAAUAUCUGGAUCAGAAAGUUUACUGCCAAUCGUCUUGUCGAAUUGCCUCGAGAACUUUGGUAGCUACUGAAUAAUACUCUUAAAUAAACUUUAAAUACUAUCACGGCUCACGGCUCUGGGGUGUGUUACAGAAAUCUUGGGUUCGUUUAUUCCAAAAUCAAAGUCCAAUUAACACAACAAUAUUUUAUUCCACGUUACUACACACUCUGACACUAAUUACUUCACUAAUUAACUCAAACAACUUAACUCUUACAAAAUUCACUAUCUAAAUCGUAUGAUAGUCAAUCUUAAACUCAAAAACUACUAACUAAUACCGGCCUUUAUAUAUCCGUAAUCAAUUCUUAUAUAUUCCAGAAUAAACGUGAUAAUCUCGUUGCCCGUAUAAAGCAGUCUUUUCUGGAAUUUUAGGCAUGGAUUCUAUAUACCAUGGCGAAAGCCAAUCGCGACACUGUCCUCCUCCUCGGACAAGGGCUUCGCUACUUUUUCUGAAUUUAGACAUUCUCAGGUUAUCCUGGAUCUUGGAAUCUCUGAGACCAUCAAUGAACGCAGAUACUGCCAUUCAUUCCUGCAUGUUUUUCCCAGCUACAGGAAACGCCAAACUCACUAGCCUUUUAACUUCCGAUUCGAAUUCUUGUAAACUCUGCCGGGUUUUUGAAUUCUUGAAUUAACUUGACUUCUAAAUACUUCUUGCCUGUAAUGGUCUCCGAAGCGCAAUUCUAACGUCUGACUUAGAUGCUGGUAAUUCUGUUGAUAAAUUGUAGGAAUGGACUGAAGAAGAUCUAAGGCAGGUCCUCGUACAGCCACUAUUAGUGCUGUAGCUUUUUCUUGAUCGUUCCAUCCGUUGGUAUUUGCAGCAGCUUCAAAUUUUCGAAUAUACAUGGUUCAGGAAUUCAGGACGUAGAACCGUCAAAAGUUGGUGGUUUUAUCUUCGUACUAGAGAAUGAUGCUCCAACACUACCUGGACUGAUGUACUGCAUUUCUAAUUUAUUCAUCUUACCUUCAAGUGCUUGAACUUGGUCCUCAACUUCUUAUCUUAAUUGCUGGACAUCGGCUUUGACCUCAGCUUUUACUUCCUGAACGUCGUUUUUAACUUCUCGCACAUCGUCUUUAACUUCGGAUUUUAGGUACUUCCGUAAUUUUUUGUUCUAGGUUAGCGACUGUAACGCAUAGAGAUAUUUUCUCUAUCUCUAGAAUAGAAUAGAAUGUCCUAGAAUUUUCUUGAAAUGUCUUUUCUGAAUGUCGAUUGAUAUGGCAAACACCUCAGUGAAGUCACAAAUUCGAUAUCUCCCUCGGUUUCCAAUUAGAAUUUUCUAGAACUUACUUGAAAAUUCACUAUCACAGUCAAAAUCAGGUAUACAGUCAUUUCUGGGGUAAUUUACACAAUCGGUUAAGUCUCUCUUGGUCACUGCUUCCACUGACUAACUGUCCCAGUGUUCACUUAAGUAUCCACACUAGUGUCCGCAGUGGUCCGCACCAUUCUGCAAUGGGAUUUCACUUUGCAGUCCUCAAAUUAUAUCGCACUUCUGACACCAAUGUCACGGCUCUGGGUUGCGUGACAGAAAUCUUGGGUUCGUUUAUUCCAAAAUCAAAGUCCAAUUAACACAAUAAUAAUUUAUUCCACGUUACUACACACUCUGACACUAAUUAAAUCAAACAACUUAACUCUUCACAAUAAUCACUAUCUAAAACGUAUUACAGCCAAUCUUAAACUUAGAAGCUAGCUACUAACCAAUAUCGGCCUUUAUAUAGCCCUAAUCCAUUCUUAUAAAAUCCAGAGUAAACGCGAUUAUCUCUUUGCCCGAAUAAGGCAGUAUUUUCUAGAUUUCAAGUUGGAUUCUCUACACCAUUGCGAAAGCGCAUCGCGACAAUGUAGAUUCUGUAUUAUAUGGUACUUAGAUAUGGUAUGUACUUAAAAAUAUGGAUGUUUCGAUAUUAUGCGUAGGUAUUAUUUUAACAUGGUGAUUAAUUAUUAUAAAACUAAUCUCCAAAAAGGGGUUAUUAUUAUUUGGAGGAAAUAAAAAAAUAGGUUAAAGGUUUUAUACAUUUCAUUUGUGGAGUUGUGACAAAUUUUCAAUCAUCGCCCUUGUUCUCUGGCAGCUAUUAAAAAAAAAAAACUGCUUAUAGCUGAGAUUAGGUUGUUCUGCAUGAUCCAUUGUAAAAAAAUUAAAUGUACAUAAAUGGAAGCGAGUUGUGUGUAAUUUUAUAAAAACAUAUACCUACAAACUAAAUUAAGUAGUGCAAUUGAAAUGUUGAACAAUUUAAAUUUACUUUUAUUUGAAUACAACCUAUUUUAAUUUAAAGCAGAAUGUGUUAUUCUAGUUUAUUUUGCAAAAACAUUUUGAUUUGCAAAAUAGAAUAGGUAAGGUAAAGUAACCUCGUAAUUUAAUUGUAGUAUAGGUGUGAUGAAGUUUUUCCACAUUUGCCACAUAUCCAUAGUUUUUCAUUUCUACUAGUCAGAGUGUCGUAUGAGUUAAAACAAUUGCUGCCAGCCUUCUCUAUAGCAAUACAAUUUGUAGGACAUUAAAAACUUAUUUUUCGAUUAAUGAGCAAGAUGCCUUUCCUCCCUGAAGUCAUAGAUGAUUGUAAAAAAAUGACCUCAUUAAUAAAUAUGUUGUGAAUGUAAUAUCUAGAGUAUCGUGAAUGUGUAAAUUUUGUAGAAAUACACAAUGUGUAUAUAAGGAAACAUUUUCCAUUCACUUGUCUCUUAUAUUUUUUGUAGUCAGACCACUUGACAUAAUGUAGGUAACAGCUUUAAUUAUUAGGAUUAAUACUCAUUUUGUUUAAAAUAUAUACAUCACUUAGGUAAUUUAAUUAUUAUCAAAAAAGGGCAUACAUAAUGACUUAAAAAAUCAUUUGUGGAUCAUAAGUACCUAAUCUAGUUUUUGUUGUAUUAUUAUUAUUUUUAAUUUAUUUUUUUAUUAUAAGUAGGUAUGUUUUACAAUUAUUUUAGCAAAAAAAAAUAGAUUUUGCUAAUUUUGAAUAAUUUAUGUUUUUUUUUGUAGAAUUUAAUUUUCAAUCUGAUUCUAUCACAAUUGGUCUUGGUUUUAGUCAUUGAAAUAUAAUAUGUUAAAAUACUUGGAAUUACUGUUCAAUGACUGCUUAAACUGUCACAAAAAUCACAAUGUCAAAUUUCGUGAAUCGUAUCGUAUCAUGUGAUAGCCAGGAACCUCAUUGGCAAAAAUCAUUCAACUAUUAUAUUUCUUGCUGCUUACAUAUUGGCUUAAUAUCCUAGUUCAUUUUAGAUAUUCAUAAACCAAAUAGUCAAUUUUGACAAUUAAAUUAUUUCAAAAAUAAAUAAUAAAUACUGCGCUUCCGAAUUCAUAAAACGUCCUUUCAAAGUUACGAUUGGCAAAAAUAUUUUUAAUAAAAAAAAUUUUGUAAAAAUUAAUCUUGACAUACAUGUUUACUAAUUUAUUGUUCAAUUAAAAACAUUUGACGGGUUCUAUUGCGAAUUAUUUUAUUCCUUAGUAUGAUAUUGCUUCUAAUGAUCUCUUCUUGAAUUCAAAACCAAUACAUAAAAUAUGAAAUCGGAUCCGUACUUGCAUUGAAUAAUAAUCAAGAUCAAAAAACGCUGUUAGUGUUUAAGUGCGUAUUAUUAUAUGGUAUUUAUUUGCAAAUAAAUUUCAAAUGCUAGAUUUGUAGACUAGACAAAUUAAAUAUAUUAAUGUUAGUAAGUGAAGGAAAUGUUUGUUUUUUUUUUUUAUUUUAUAACUCGAAUUUUGGAGGGUUCACAUUCUGGUCACUUGUUGUGAUCUGACGCAUC